GGUUCAGUCGCUCGCGAGCGCAGCCACGGAGCGGUCGUGUCUCCGGCUGUCGCCAGUUCUAAAUCCAAAUUCAGUGUUUGUGGGAUCAUGUGCUGUGUUUGAAGAUGACCGGUGCUUGCUGUACACACAAAUGGUAUGCAUCUGGGAGUAGCUGAGGAUGCAUUUGAGACUGCUCGAAAGGAGCGGCAUGAAGGGCCAGCCGGUUUGGUAAGGGCUCAAUCAACAAAAGAAAAGAUGAAGACAUGUUUUGAGACCACUUCACCGCCCGGCGAGCCGUUGGUGCGCGCGCCGGCGGCGGGAAAACCGCGAUGUCCGCCAGCUAUCUCGCGCCUGCGCGUUGAAAAGGUGGAAGGCGGCCUGGCGGUUGCCGGCGUCGUUGUUGCCGCCAACUGUCAGAUUGUACUGCCCAUAUUCGGCUUCUUGUUCAUGCUAGUCGGCUGUGUUCUCACUGCGGCUUCAUAUCGCGGUUGCGGCGAGAACGAGGAGCCGGAUCAUUAUGCGGCGCGGAUCGCGUUCACCGGCAACUCGAGAGUGCUUGGCCCGGUUUGCAUCGUCGCUGGCGCCCUUAUGACUAUCGCUGGCGUCGUCUUAUGCAUAUUAAUGAGGGCCGCUCAGCGCCGGCAACGUCGAUUAGCUUUCCACUGUCCAAUUCACGGAGACUUCUAUCCUCUUAGUCCUCAGAAUAGCAGAAAGUAUUCACGUAGUCCAAGCGGCCUUUGGCGCUGGUUGCGCAGCUGGUUGGGCAUGGUAGAGGAAGGUGAGACCCCGCGGUGUCCACGCUCAGCGGAACCCGCCUCACCGGCGCGUGCCGAUGCACCGUGUCCCCCUCCCUUACCCUUCCUCGUGCCGUCUGACUCUGUCGUGGGUAUGGCGUCGGUGUUAGGAGCUCCUCUCAGCCCAGAACAAACGUUUGGGUCCAUCAAGUCGCUAGCUAUAUCGAGGGAAGUCGCCAGCUUUCCUCUUUCACGAUCGCCGACUCCUCCACCUUUGAGCUGUCCUCCAUUCAAAGAAGAUUCAAGAAUUCCCGAUGACAACAUACCGAACGCAAUAACAUCGCCUGGAGACUUUGACUGCGGCUCACCAACAUGCAACUAUCGAGUAGUCGAGUGUAAACUCACCACCACAGACGAAAUACGCCGAAGUGCCCCCGCCACGAUAGGCAUACAUAAGAUCUCAGAAAACAGGCAUACCAGACCUGCCACAGUUUCUAUAACUAUACCUGACGAAGGCAAGGGCUAAAAUUACUAGAUAUAGAGUCAUUAGAUAAUUUUACAUAAUUAAAAAAAUAUAUUAUGGUCAAAGAGGAAGGAAUUAAGAGAAUGUGUUGGAUUUAUAUUUGGCAACAGAUUGGUAGAAAAUGAACUGUUUUAUUUUUAAGUGUGAAUAAAAUUACAACCUUAUUGUAAAUACAUCGUAAACGAGAUUUUCAUCCCGCUGUAAAUCCACAAUAAAUGCUUGUUCAAAUUUGAUCUCUGCUCAAUAAUCACUUUCGUCUUCCGCUACCUAUCGCUCAUAUUAGUAGACACUCCUUCAUUUGGAAAUAGUUAUAAAGGAUACAUCAAUAAUGUUCUUUAUUUAUUAACACUUCUUCGUCUUUUUGCUAAUUACCAAGUUUGCAAUUUCUAUAGGUACUCAACCCCAUUGUACAAUCACAGAAUCACUAAUGAACUUAAAUAAUUGUUCAUUAAUGUAUGUUUAAUGUAGAUAAGAAAAUGUAAUCCUAUAUACUUACUUAAUAUUAAUAACAAUGUAACUUUUUGUCACUAUUAGCAAUAUUUUGCGCCAAAUAUGUAAUUGUGUGUUUGAUUGCAACUUUGUGUUAGAGCAAGGAGAAGAGAAAUGUGGCAAUUAAAAUGUAUUUAUCUUCCUUCAGUCCUUCUCUGUUAAGCAAUUAUUGAUCAUAAGUAUGAGACAGUGUUGUAAUGCUCACUAUGGUGGCAUUCUAGUCGUAUCGCUCGAUAUCAUUUAUUUAAUGUAUUGUAGGGGAAAGUAAACGAAUAAACACUACGUUGUUGGCUCAGUAGGAUAACCCUUUACUUCUACAUGAUAUAGAAAUUUGUCCAUUGCGUUCAUUUAAAUUUAGCGUAAGUUUAUUAUUAUAAGAGUACAUGAAUCCUGUACCCUAGUUUUUAUAGUUCCGAAAUGUGAUAUUUUUCAUUUAUUUUACACAAUAUCAUGUACGUUGUACAAACAGUUUGAAUACGUUUAUUUCAUUUAUAUUCGUUAUUGGAUCAUUAUCAUUAUUUUGAUUAAUGAGCCAAAUAAGAUGCCAAAAUGUACAUUUCAUCGCGUCCAUGAUUGAGUAUGUGUAUGGUUGCUUUGUUUAUGGAUACAUUGAAUCAAUAAUUGUGCUCACAAAAGACAAUUUAGUAGGAGGCAAGAAUGUAGAUAAUAUAACUAUUAUAAUGUUGUAGAUCACGCAUAUAAAUUAUUAGAGAUUAUGGUAGGUCAUAUAUUAUAAUAUUAACAAUUUAUAAGUUUGUGAUGAAGGCAUUUAUUGGCCAAGUUAUUCGAAAUUAUAGGAAAUGUAAUUUUUUAUAAUCAUUAGUUAAGUGCCACGCCUAAGUAAGCUAUUAUUAAUAGUAAACUUAAUUAAGCUUAUUUAAUACUGUUAUUAUUAUAAGAACGAAAUGAAAUACAAAUUUUGAGUUAAAA
Messenger RNA from Pectinophora gossypiella (pink bollworm), 2655 nucleotides. RefSeq lists its product as uncharacterized. Lineage: Eukaryota; Metazoa; Arthropoda; Insecta; Lepidoptera; Gelechiidae. The transcript has 8 exons. The coding region runs from base 136 to 1239 and encodes 367 amino acids. The record is from RefSeq and is a predicted model, not a curated record.